This is a messenger RNA of Suillus fuscotomentosus, 1422 nucleotides long. RefSeq names its product ribosomal protein L4 domain-containing protein. Gene Ontology annotation, cellular component: ribosome; cytosolic large ribosomal subunit. Bases 81 to 1202 code for a protein of 373 amino acids. The transcript has 6 exons. Gene Ontology annotation, biological process: translation. The record is from RefSeq and is a predicted model, not a curated record. NCBI's taxonomy places the organism in Eukaryota, Fungi, Basidiomycota, Agaricomycetes, Boletales, Suillaceae. Gene Ontology annotation, molecular function: structural constituent of ribosome; RNA binding.
AGCAAACUCUAUUUACUGUAUCAACACGUUAGGCAGGCUAGAAUACCUCAAGACCGUCAAGACCGUCAAGAUCAACGACAAUGGCCUCAAGACCCACCGUUACCGUCCAAUCCGUCUCCGGAGAGGCCUCAACCUCCCUUCCCCUUCCUGCCGUUCUCACAGCUCCCAUCAGGCUUGAUGUAGUCGCCCAGGUUCACAAGAGCAUGGCCAAGAACAGGCGUCAGGCUUAUGCUGUCAGCGAGAAGGCCGGCCACCAGACUUCCGCUGAGUCCUGGGGCACUGGUCGCGCUGUUGCACGUAUUCCUCGUGUCGGUGGUGGUGGUACCCACCGUUCUGGCCAGGCUGCCUUUGGAAACAUGUGCCGUGGCGGUCGCAUGUUCGCCCCCACCAAGACUUGGCGCAAAUGGCACGUCAAGGUCAACCAAAACCAGCGCCGCUUUGCUACCGUCUCUGCACUCGCAGCUUCCGCGCUCCCCUCCCUUGUUCUCGCCCGCGGUCACCGUAUCGAGCAAAUUGCCGAGGUUCCUCUUGUCGUUGAUAACGCAGCUGAGUCCUUCAAGAAAACCAAGGAGGCUAUAACUCUCCUCAAGGCCCUGAAUGCAUACACGGAUGUCACCAAGGUCUCUAACUCGCGCAAACUCCGUGCAGGAAAGGGCAAGAUGCGCAACCGCCGCUACCGUCAACGUCGUGGCCCUCUUGUCGUUUUCAAGGACGACAACGGCAUCGUCCAGGCUUUCCGUAACUUGCCUGGUGUCGAACUCGUCAACGUCCAAAGGUUGAACCUUCUCCAACUCGCUCCUGGUGGACACAUUGGCCGCUUCGUCAUCUGGACAGAGGGCGCCUUCAGCCUCCUUGAUGAGGUAUUCGGCACCUUCGACAAAGCCUCCUCGUACAAGAAGGACUACCUCCUUCCUACCGCUAAGAUCUCUAACCCCGACGUUACUCGUCUCAUCAACAGCACUGAGAUUCAAUCUGUUGUUCGCCCUGCGGGCCCAAGGGUCCAGAAACGCCCAUGGACGCAGAAGAAGAACCCUCUCGUCAACAAGGGCGUUCUCUUCCGCAUGAACCCUUACGCCAAGACCCUCCGCAGACAAGAGUUGCUCAAGCAGGAGCGUGUCAAGGCACAAAAAGACAAGAAAGGAAAGAAGGCCAAGGGCUCCUCUGCUGGAGAGGCCUUCCUCAACACGUUGUUCGCUCCUUGAAUGUGUUGAAGUUAUGGUUACCUACAUCUACGUCGAUUGUCCUCGCAUGCCCUUAUGCAUUCAUGCCAUGCAAAAAUUGUCAUUCAUGGAGACUGUACUUUGCCAGUACUUCUGAUCAAUUUCAGAUCUCGUUCCACUCCAUUCUCGCUUAGUCAAAGUGCGUCCAAAGGAGUUAUGUUUCAGCCACAUCACUCCUGUCAAAAGUGGCCGCGUUUUUAGA